AUGUCUUCUUUCUCCCUCCACCCUCUCAUCGACAAUGGCCUGACCAAAGGCAAUCCCGACUUUCCCGGCGGCAAGUUGCACUGCAAAUGCAGCAAGAACCCGGUCGAAGUCACGAUCAAGGGCAACGUGGCGCACAACCACGCCUGCGGCUGUAGCCAGUGCUACAAACCCAAGGGCGCAUUGUUCUCUAUCGUCGGAGUGGUCCCCGUCGCCAACCAGUCGGUGACUGCGAACGGAGACAAGCUUGAGAUCGUCAACAAGGACGCCACGAUCCUCCGACACGCGUGCAAGGAAUGUGGAGUCCACAUGUACGGGCGCAUCGAGAAGGACCACGCCUUCAAGGGCCUCGACUUCGUGCACGUCGAAUUGUCCGACGACAAGGGCUGGCAGGAGCCGCAGUUCGCGGCGUUUGUGUCCUCGCUCAUCGAGCAGGGCUUCCCUCCCUCCAAGAUGGGAGAGGUGCGCGACAGGCUGAGGUCCAUUGGCUUGGAGCCUUACGAUGUCCUGAGCCCGACGUUGAUGGAUCUUAUCGCUACUCAUGCCGCCGAAAAGGCCGGCAAGGAGAAGUUGUGA
Molecule: messenger RNA, 573 nt
Organism: Capronia coronata CBS 617.96
Lineage: Eukaryota; Fungi; Ascomycota; Eurotiomycetes; Chaetothyriales; Herpotrichiellaceae
Product: S-(hydroxymethyl)glutathione synthase
Exons: 1
Coding region: 1-573 (190 amino acids)
Biological process (GO): formaldehyde catabolic process
Molecular function (GO): S-(hydroxymethyl)glutathione synthase activity; zinc ion binding
Source: RefSeq, a predicted model, not a curated record